Molecule: messenger RNA, 369 nt
Organism: Spirometra erinaceieuropaei
Lineage: Eukaryota; Metazoa; Platyhelminthes; Cestoda; Diphyllobothriidea; Diphyllobothriidae
Source: the annotation of a GenBank genome assembly
AUGCGCAUCCACGAGAGCGGGAUUGACCACAAUUCCGAUACAGCCACGCCAUCCAACACAUCCACCACGCCCAGACCAAUCCUCGCUCCACCGUCACACGCGUCGACCACCACCACCAACACCACUGCUUCCUCUACAGCUGACACCGACACCGCCGACCUCUCAUGCCCACAUUGUCCACGCACCUUCACCUCACACAUCGGCCUGGUCGGUCACUUGCGAAUCCAUCGCUCAGAGACUGGCGAACCAGUGCCUGGAGCACCAACCUACACUCACCGCACUCGCCUCCACUGCCCACACUGCCCUCGCACCUUCACGCAUCGCAUGGGUCUAUUCGGCCACAUGCGCGUCCACGACGACCUGCGGUAG